UGUUUGUAUAUUCUCUUUGAAUCUAUGGUUAAUUUGUAUAAAUUCCCUUUAAUAUAUAUUUUUUAAGAUAUGUUAAUUCUUUGUUAUCGCUCUCAACAGGACUGGGAUGGAUUGAGAUUUUUUAGAAACAGAAAUAUCUUUUAGUUGAAAAGUCGAAACCAAUUCUAAACUAGAAAUUUCAACUUAUAUCUGUAUAUUAAUUUAGUAAGGUAGAUUUUCUAACAGAAUUUUUUAAUAGAUAGAUAGAAUUAUAAAUUGUGACAGGUCAACCUUGUUUGUCACUCGAAAUUGCCAAAAAAAUGGGACCAAUAACAUCAACAUUUUGCACACUUACAAAAUUACAAUCCAUUAACACAUCCCUAUUUUAUUGUUGAAAAGCAAGCAACAAACCAAUCAUUUUUCGUUUUUUUCCAGUUGAAAAGUAGAAACCAAAUUUCCAAAUCAGAAAGUUCAACAGUCAAAUUUUUUUAUUUUAUUGUUUGAUAACUUCAGCAGUCAAAUUUUGAAUGGCAAUUUCGAGGAAACUAUCGUACAUUUAAAAAAAAAAAAAACAAUCGUACAUGCUCCAUGAUAAUAUGUUAUUUAAUGUUAUAUCUGGAACAAAACAAAACACAAAACAAAAGCAAAUAAUAAAAAUGAAAUAUUCUCCUGCGUGCAAGCUCCUGUUCUUGAUUCUAACUAUAACUUGUAAGAUCGAAACACAAGUGAAGUGCAUGAAGUUCAAUUUCUCUAAGUUUAACGGUGAUUCGAACUUGUAUCUAAACUACUCCGACAUUGCUUUUGAAGCACUCCAAGUGACUCCUGAAGCUCGUGGUGCUCCUAUCACGAACCUCUCGGGACGCACGGUCUACAAGGACCGUUUCAGGCUAUGGAGAAAAGGCAAGAAAUCUACUUUUAACACCACUUUCGUUAUUAACAUCAAGAACCAAACCGAAUUUGGAGGCGAAGGCUUAGCCUUUGUUCUCACACCUGAGAAGAACGUCCCUCAAAACAGCUCGGGUAUGUGGCUCGGCUUGAUGAACGAAAGGACAAAUGGGACUCGCGAGUCGAGGAUUGUUGCGGUUGAGUUCGACACAAGGAAGAACCAUCCUGAUGAUCUUGAUGGAAACCAUGUGGCUCUAAAUGUGAACAACAUAAAUUCGGUUGUUCAAGAAUCGUUGAGCAGUCGAGGGAUCACGAUCAAUUCCAGUAUUGAUUUUACCGCACAUGUACGGUAUGAUGGUAAGAAUCUUUCGGUAUAUGUCUCAAGAAACCCGGAGGUACAUGAUCAGCGAAACUUGGUGUUUUCUUGGCCUAUAGAUCUAUCAGCCUAUCUUCCAGAGAAUGUUUACAUUGGAUUUACGGCUUCAACAAGCGAUUUUACGCAACUGAAUUGUGUGAAAUCAUGGAGUUUUGAAGGUUUAGAGGUCGAUGGAGAUAGAAAUAUAUGGUUGUGGUCCUUGUGGAUCAUUACCCCUACUGUGUGUGCUGUUGUAAUAGGAGCUUUCUUAUGUGGACUAUACUUAAGAUCUAGGUCAAAGGCUGGGGAAACAAAUCCGGAUAUAGAAGCUGAGCUAGAUAAUUGCGGUGCACACCCGCAGAAGUUCAAGCUAAGAGAGCUGAAGAGAGCAACGGGAAACUUCAGCGGGGAGAACAAACUCGGGCAAGGCGGGUUUGGGAUGGUGUUUAAGGGGAAGUGGGAGGGUAGAGAUAUAGCUGUGAAACGAGUUUCCGAGAAAUCGCGUCAAGGGAAGCAAGAGUUCAUAUCCGAGAUCAAAACGAUCGGUAAUCUGAAUCAUAGGAACUUGGUGAAGUUAUUGGGAUGGUGCUACGAGAGAAAGGAGUUUCUUCUGGUUUACGAGUACAUGCCGAACGGAAGCUUGGACAGAUAUGUUUUCGUGGAAGACAAGUCAAGUUCAAACCUAAAAUGGGAGACAAGGAAACACAUUAUAAGAGGGAUAUCUCAAGCUUUGGAGUAUCUUCACAAUGGAUGUGAGAAGAGGAUACUUCAUAGAGACAUAAAAGCAAGCAACGUAAUGCUGGACUCGGAUUUCAACGCAAAGCUUGGCGAUUUCGGGCUUGCGAGGAUGAUUCAGCAAAGCGAAAUGACACACCAUUCGACAAACGAGAUUGCUGGAACACCGGGAUACAUGGCUCCCGAGACUUUUCUCAACGGGAGAGCUACGGUUGAAACGGAUGUGUAUGCAUUCGGAGUUCUAAUGCUCGAAGUAGUCUCCGGGAAGAAACCGAGUUAUGUCUUGGUUAAGGAGAACGAGAGCAAUUACAAGAAUAGCAUUGUGAAUUGGCUAUGGGAGCUAUACAGAAAUGGAACCAUAAUGGAUGCUGCGGAUCCAAGAAUGGGAAGUUUGUUUGAUGAAGAAGAGAUGAAAAGCGUUUUGCUCUUAGGACUCGCUUGUUGCCACCCAAAUCCGAACCUAAGACCUUCCAUGAAAACUGUUUUGAAGGUCUUGACGGGUGAAACUAGCCCACCCAAUGUGCCUACAGAGAGACCGGCUUUCGUAUGGCCAGUAAUGCCUCCAUCUUUUGGUGUUGUUGACUACUCUCUUACAGGGAGCCAGGACAUUACCGAGCUUACUGGCCGAUAAUAUCAAUAUGUGUGUUCUCCAAGAAAUACUUUGAGAUUUGGGGUUGCUUCGAUAUAUGCUACUUAUAUUUUCUCUAUGUACAUAGAAAUAGAAGGAUAUGAAUGUUAGGUUAUAUCUAUUGGCCCUUGUUUGUAUAAUAUUUCUUAAGUUUUAGCCCAUACGUAUACUUUAAUAUUUGUGUAAAUGUUUAAGAAA
Arabidopsis lyrata subsp. lyrata is the source of this 2780-nucleotide messenger RNA. RefSeq names its product probable L-type lectin-domain containing receptor kinase S.5. The transcript has a single exon. NCBI's taxonomy places the organism in Eukaryota, Viridiplantae, Streptophyta, Magnoliopsida, Brassicales, Brassicaceae. Gene Ontology annotation, biological process: protein phosphorylation. The coding region runs from base 561 to 2585 and encodes 674 amino acids. Gene Ontology annotation, molecular function: ATP binding; carbohydrate binding; protein kinase activity. Gene Ontology annotation, cellular component: plasma membrane. The record is from RefSeq and is a predicted model, not a curated record.